AUGCGGGGGGGCGAGCAGGUGGACCGCGAGUUUGACGUUAGCAAGGCCCGGGUGUUGGAGCAACUGCAGCUGUGUCUUGACAACAGCAAGAAAGGUGCUCUGGAUGCACCGAUCGAGGCACUUUUGAACUUUAUCAAUGAGCUUGAUGACUAUGUCACGACGUCCUCUUGCUCCGGCCGCAUCGCGCUCUUUUGCGAGCAGCAGGAUGCUCGCAAGCGCACCGGGACAUGGCUCUUGGCUUCGCACGAUGUCGUGACGGUAGAAGCCGCAGCUGCGGCAUAUCAAGACGAGCGAAUUAGGGAUUCACAGGGUCCUGUCAUGUUCAAGUUUGAGCCAUUUGUGCUUCAUGUCCAAUGCCGCACCCUGGAGCGAGCUCGCGAUUUUCUCAAAACUGCCCUUGAUUGCGGGCUGCGCUUAUGGAUGGCUUCCUUGUGCAUGUGUGCGCCGUGCAUUAGCAACUCUGGUCUGGUGUUGGGCAAAAAGUUUAUGGUGGCCGUCCGCACCACCCUCAAGUUGGAGAGCCCGGUGGCAUACGAUGGACAGCGACUGGUCGAUGAGGCAUACAUUGCUUGCCUCGUACAGAUGGCCAAUGAUAUGUUUGCUGAGAACCUGCAAAGGAUUGCGCGAUUUGAAACUGGUGUGCGUGCAAUGGUGGCGCGACAGGCCGAGCAAGCCACACGGGCCCUUGAGCGUGAACACGCGCGCCAAGCUCGAAAGCAUUCGCAGAUGGCGGUUGCCCCAGCGGCCAAGCCAACAUCAACCCCAGCAGAAGCGGAAGAGCCCAUUCUCAGUUUAGAUUUUUGA
This is a messenger RNA of Monosiga brevicollis MX1, 804 nucleotides long. RefSeq lists its product as uncharacterized. Gene Ontology annotation, cellular component: cytoplasm. Gene Ontology annotation, biological process: tRNA methylation. The transcript is spliced from 3 exons. The coding region runs from base 1 to 804 and encodes 267 amino acids. The record is from RefSeq and is a predicted model, not a curated record. Gene Ontology annotation, molecular function: tRNA methyltransferase activity. Lineage: Eukaryota; Choanoflagellata; Craspedida; Salpingoecidae.